This is a messenger RNA of Xiphophorus couchianus (Monterrey platyfish), 678 nucleotides long. RefSeq names its product integumentary mucin C.1-like. The transcript has 2 exons. The annotation marks the transcript as partial. The record is from RefSeq and is a predicted model, not a curated record. NCBI's taxonomy places the organism in Eukaryota, Metazoa, Chordata, Actinopteri, Cyprinodontiformes, Poeciliidae.
GAAGCUCCAACCACAACUACAGUAGCUCCAACAACAACAACAGAGACACCAACCACAACUACAGCUUCUCCAACUACAACAACAGUAGCUCCGACGGCAACAACAGCAACUCCAACCAAAACCACCGCUGCUCCAACAACAACAGCAUCUCCAACCACAACUACAGCUGCUCCAACAACAACAUUAUCAUCAACCACAACUACAGCACCAACCACAACUACAAUAGCUGCAACCACAACCACAGCUACUCCAACGACAACAACAGCUGCUCCAUCCACAACAACAGUAACUCCAACGACAACAACAGGAACUCCAACAACAACCACAGCUUCUCCAACCACAACAACAGCUGCUCCAACCACAACCACAAUGGCUCCAACCACAACCACAGCUGCUCCAACCACAACUACAGCUGGUCCAACUACAAGAACAGAGGCUCACACCACAACCACAACAGCUCCAACUACAACCACAGUUAGUCCAUCUACAACCACAGCGGCUCCAACAACAACCACAGCUGCUCCAACCACAACUACAGCUGUGCCAACCACAACCACAGCUGCAUCAACUACAACCACAGCGGCUCCAACCACAACCACAGCUGCUCCAACCACAACAACAUCUGUGCCAACCACAACCACAGCAGUUCCAACCACAACCACAACAGCUCCAACCACA